CCUCGUGGUGCCUUCUGCUGAGAAGACCCAAGGAAAGAAAGAGGAGGCCAGGUUUCGACUGUAGCUUCUGGCUUACCUGUGCAGUCCAAUUUUGAGCUGCCUCUUUGUAGUCCUAAGAGACAAGAGCUCCCACUAACCCAUACGUUUCUGUGGACCAGUCCUGUGUCUACUCCUUGCCAUGGCUCAGCUCCAAACACGCUUCUACACUGAUAACAAGAAAUAUGCGGUAGAUGAUGUUCCCUUCUCAAUCCUUGCUGCCUCUGAAAUUGCUGAUCUUAGUAACAUCAUCAAUAAAUUGCUGAAAGACAAAAAUGAGUUCCACAAAUAUGUGGAAUUUGAUUUCCUUAUCAAGGGCCAGUUUCUGCGCAUGCCAUUGGUCAAAGACACGGAACUGGAGAACAUCUCAUCAGAAGAAGUUGUGGAACUAGAAUAUGUAGAAAAGUACACUGCACCCCAGCCAGAGCAAUGCAUAUUCCAUGAUGACUGGAUCAGUUCAAUUAAAGGGGCAGAGGAAUGGAUCUUGACUGGUUCUUAUGAUAAGACUUCUCGGAUCUGGUCCUUGGAAGGAAAGUCAAUAAUGACAAUUGUGGGACAUACAGACGUUGUAAAAGAUGUGGCUUGGGUGAAAAAAGACAGUUUGUCUUGCUUGUUACUGAGUGCCUCUAUGGAUCAGACUAUUCUUUUAUGGGAGUGGAAUGUAGAGAGAAACAAAGUAAAAGCCCUACACUGCUGCAGAGGUCAUGCUGGAAGUGUGGUCUCUGUAGCCAUCGAUAGCUCAGGAACUAAAUUUUGCAGUGGCUCCUGGGAUAAGAUGCUAAAGAUCUGGUCUACAGUGCCUACAGAUGAAGAAGAUGAAAUUGAGGAAUCUACAAAUCGACCUCGAAAGAAACAGAAAACAGAGCAGCUGGGACUAACAAGGACUCCCAUGGUGACCCUCUCUGGCCACAAGGAAGCAAUUUCGUCAGUUCUCUGGUCAGAUGCUUUAUGCAUCUGCAGUGCCUCUUGGGACCUUUCUCCUUCCAGUUCUCCUCCACAACGUCUUUCUGUGGAGUCUCUUAGACAUUCUGACUGGCGGCCUUUCUUGCCCACCAUGUUGGCUCCUCCCCCACAGUUUUUAUGA
Molecule: messenger RNA, 1120 nt
Organism: Propithecus coquereli (Coquerel's sifaka)
Lineage: Eukaryota; Metazoa; Chordata; Mammalia; Primates; Indriidae
Product: ribosome biogenesis protein WDR12-like
Exons: 4
Coding region: 179-1120 (313 amino acids)
Biological process (GO): maturation of LSU-rRNA from tricistronic rRNA transcript (SSU-rRNA, 5.8S rRNA, LSU-rRNA); maturation of 5.8S rRNA from tricistronic rRNA transcript (SSU-rRNA, 5.8S rRNA, LSU-rRNA)
Cellular component (GO): PeBoW complex; preribosome, large subunit precursor
Molecular function (GO): protein binding
Source: RefSeq, a predicted model, not a curated record